Messenger RNA from Mirounga angustirostris (Northern elephant seal), 4887 nucleotides. It is a transcript of the gene CHODL, whose product is annotated as chondrolectin. Bases 2718 to 3545 code for a protein of 275 amino acids. Gene Ontology annotation, biological process: positive regulation of axonogenesis. The transcript has 10 exons. Gene Ontology annotation, cellular component: cytoplasm. The record is from RefSeq and is a predicted model, not a curated record. Lineage: Eukaryota; Metazoa; Chordata; Mammalia; Carnivora; Phocidae.
UCUUUCUUUGCUUGAUUUUCAUUUCUGUACCUUUCUGUGACCCCCCCAAAGUCAUUUCAGUUCCUCUAUUCCAUAUCAAUUUAAAAAAAAAAAAAAGGAAGAUAUCCGGUCUUAACUUAAAUGUCAUCUGUGUGUAGGGAAUUUUUUGGACACUUCGAGUAAAUUUGCUACCUCUCCUGUUAUUCUUCAUAAUGGCACCUUAUGUUGUUUUCAGUUGCUAAUUCUUGGAUAAUCUGGUGUACACUAAUAUAUAACUAAUAUAGUACUUUGCAGAAAAUCCCUUUCUGUUUAAAUACCCACGGUAGGUUUCUAUUACUUACAACCAAGAAUACAGAAAUUGUUACUAGGAUGAAAACAGGUAGAAUCUUAUACAGUAGGGGCUGAAGGCAGUAAACAUCUUAAGACUCUGGAAAAGGAGUAUGGAAAUUCAUUGUAUGCAGUAGUGAAACAGUUACUUAAAUUUUUAGCUGUGGUCAAUUAUAAUAAAAUACCUUUUGAAGUCACAACUUUGGGGAAUCUAAUGUCUGUUGCCUUAAAUGAAUAUGAGAGGUAUGAAGAAGUCCAGAAUUAUGAGGUGAGGUGACUUCUUUCAACAGUACUGAACAGAUCAGAGAAGGAGAAUGACAGGUUUAAGUGCCUAGAUUCUUAGCUCAAGGAAUGGAUGUUAUAUGACCUUGCCAAGAUCUGCUAAUUUUUUGCAGCCAUAGGGCUGAGUUAGUCAAGAACCAAAUAGUUACUAAAUUAACAUAUCAGUUGGAUUUCUGGUCCACCAUAUCUCUUACAUGAAAGUCUGGAAACUGAGUAUUAGGAUGGCAAUAUCUAGGAGGUUUUGAAGCACUUGGAAAGCUUAAAGUGCCAAUUGUUGUAUACAUUUCAUGCCAACUAGUGCAAACCUCUUCUCCCCUUUCUGAAAAAGUUGUUCUCUUUUGGCUUGAAGAUGCCAUAAGUCCUUAACCUAUGGGAGAUUCCUUACUAAGACAACUUCCCUCAUUUCUACUCUGAGAAUGGUUUUAAUUGUUUGCUUGGUCAGCUGAUUGAAGCCUAUACUAAAUGGUGGCCCAUAUUUGAUGAAAGAAAGGUGCCAUAAAUUCCUUGGGAAUAAUGGAGAAGUUCAAAGACAUCAGGGGACUGAAAUGAUGGAGUGAAUUUAUUUAAUAUAACCUAGUGGUACUCAAGAUAUACUUUAUUUGCCAAGACCUUGAAAAAUAAAUUUGUGAGAGUAAUGUCAAUACCUUGGAAAGGGGCUUUAGAGGUUCUCUGUAGGUUGGGCACACUGUGAGAUGCUGGAGGUGAAACUAUUUCCUUGAUUGCCGUAGGAAUGGUUGGAUCCUGGGGAAGUAGAGGUGAGCGAGCAGCCCUUUACUGCCACAGACAAAAUGGGCAACAGAGUUAGUGUAGUAUCAGAAUGGCUUACCUGCCUCCUGUAUAAGGUGGGGGGGGGCGGUUUAAAAUAAUUGGCAGUCCACUAAUACCCGGCUUGAUUUGAGCUGAGUCCUGAUGAAUUACAUUAAUAGAUAAUGUACAGCCCUGUCCCUGAUUAUCAGCUGAAUCAAUCUGACAACCCAGUAUCUAUGAAUGAAGAGAGUUUAAACUACCUAUGAGGAAAACCAAACACACACUGUGAAUCUUCCUUCUAGGAUUCUCUGAAUUGUCCUGUUUUUACUUGUCAUCACAGCUGUGCCAUUUUUAUGAUUAGGUGACACCGUCUGUGAGUAGACACUAAUUUCUGGAGAUUCCCAGUGCUACUGUAAACUACCAACCAGAAUAGGGGCUUAUGGAGAGUCAGCUGAUGCAUAGUGUCUUGACCCAAGCAAUACUGCCUCACUGAAGAAAAGCAGAGAUUAGUGCCACAAUCAAAUAUUUGAAAGAUGUGGGCCGUUGAUUCCUACCCCGUCCUCAUUUUUCUUUCCAAUAUGGCUGGCGCUGAAGACAGAUGAGUUCUAGAAGAUGACAGGUGGUUACUUCAAUUACAGCUGCUGCCUCAAAUGUGAUUUUCUUGCUGGAGCCCAUCAACAUGCCCUAACACCUGGUAUGCAAUUAUUUAUCUGAAAAAUGAUUUUUUCUUCUUCUUUUUUAUUCCACUGAGCAGAAGAUACGAGGACUUUAAAAAGGUAUUAUUGCAACUCCAAAAUUUGACCCAAGAUUCCAUCAGCAUGUGGUUUCACUAUAUUGAUUACAUUGUACUGAUAGGAACUAGAAAGCAUGUAUCUUAAAUGUGGUGAUAUGACAUGUUCAUGUCAUUCACUCAUUCAUUUAUUCAGAAGUGGCUCUUGAGUGCUUAUUUUGUGUCAUUCACCUUUCUAGGUGCUAAAAAUAUAGCAGUGAAAAAAAGAACCAGUUCCUCAUGAGUUAACAUCAUAGAGGGGAGAGACUGAUAUUAAACACAUAAGCAUGUAGAUACAGGAGGCAUAAUCCAGACUUGAUUACAAGGAUGGCCUAUGGAGACAGAGGGGUGGUCUUGGAAUCCUGGCUCCACCAGUGAUUGGCUUUGUGCCCUUAGGAGAAAGCUGUUUGUGAACUAGGAAGCCAGCUCUCACCAGAUACUGAAUCUAAUGGCACCCUGAUCUUGGACUUCCCAGUCUCCAGAACUAACAGAGGGUUAUAUCCACACUGGGAGAUGACAGCAUUCCCCACCAGAAAUACAACUUGUAAAAGGGCUUGGAGGUUUUCCAGGAAAAUGGCCAGUGACAUUUGAGACUCACAGUUGAACAACCAGAAUGCCAAGAUCAAUACUCCAGAACAAGGAAAGGUUUAUUUUAAAGGAGUUUCUUUGGAAUGCAGAAUAUGUAGCCUUUAUUACAGGCCAAAAGGUGUGUUUCGCUGACCUCAAGCAUCCCUGCUACAAAAUGGCCUACUUCCAUGAACUGUCCAGCCGAGUGAGCUUCCAGGAGGCACGCCUGGCUUGUGAGAGCGAGGGGGGAGCCCUUCUCAGCCUGGAGAAUGAAGCAGAACAGAAGCUAAUAGAAAGUAUGUUGCAAAACCUGACAAAACCAGGAACGGGGAUUUCUGAUGGUGAUUUCUGGAUAGGGCUUUGGCGAAACGGAGAGGGGCAAACAUCUGGUGCUUGCCCAGAUCUCUACCAGUGGUCUGAUGGAAGCGGUUCCCAGUACCGAAACUGGUAUACCGAUGAACCUUCCUGCGGAAGUGAAAAGUGUGUUGUGAUGUACCAUCAACCAACAGCCAACCCAGGCCUUGGGGGUCCCUACCUUUACCAGUGGAACGAUGACAGGUGCAACAUGAAGCACAAUUACAUCUGCAAGUACGAACCAGAGAUUAACCCAACUUCUCCUGUAGAAAAGACUUAUUUUACAAAUCAACCAGGAGACACCCAUCAAAAUGUGGUUGUUACUGAAGCAGGCAUAAUUCCCAAUCUAAUUUAUGUUGUUAUACCAACAAUCCCACUGCUUUUAUUGAUACUGGUUGCUUUUGGAACCUGCUGUUUCCAGAUGCUGCAUAAAAGUAAAGGAAGAACAAAAACUAGCCCAACCCAGUCCACACUGUGGAUUUCAAAAAGCACCAGAAAAGAAAGUGGCAUGGAGGUAUAAUAAUUCACUGCCUUGGCUCCAGAACAGAAAAUAAGAUUUUCUAAUCCUGGAUCUGCAUCAGGAAUGGCAUCAGAACAUUAGCUUGGAAUGGCUUGAAAUCUCAAAGGAUCUGCAAGAUGAACUGUAAGCUCCCCCUUGAGGCAAAUAUUAAAAUAAUUUUUAUAUGUCUAUUAUUUCAUUUACAAAAUACGCUGUGCUAAUAAUGGAGUGAGACAUGCUUAUUUCGCUAAAGGAUGCACCCAAACUUCAAGUAAAUGGAAUGGACCAUGCUGAUAAAAUUGCUGUCAACACAUCAGAGAAGUGUAUGUGUUGGAAGCAGUUAUUUUUGUUUCUGUCACUUUUCAUAAGUUAUAAUCUAGUUAAUGUAAUGUAAAUUGUACUAAAAUUUACAGUGUGCAAAAGUAUUUUACCUUUACAUAAGUGUUUGAUAAAAAUGGGCUGUUCUAGUAUUUAUUUCUAUGGUGUUUCAUUUUUCAAUACAUGUUGUUUUGAUUAAAGAAAUGUAUCACUGUUUUCAACUGAAUCCACACACAUGUUGGUCUAUUACCAUAGAAGAAGUUUCUUUUAUAGAAAUGGUUCAUCUUCUUUCAGUUUCUCUGCUCUGGGGUCAGACAAUGUUUAGGAAAUCUCUUCAGAAAUAAGAAGCUUUUUCAUUAACCGUGGUGUAAAUUUACUCCAAUAUUUUACUUAGAGGCAAGAAUUGUCUAAUUUCAAUUGUGCAAGACAUGUGCCUUACAGUUAUUUUUAGUUUAAAAUUCAACAGAUUUUGUAAUAAUAACUUUGUUAAUAGCUGUAUCAACAAUAUUACACUCAGUCUAGAACAAAACAAAAGCGGCAUACACAAUAUAAAUCAUAUGUCUUCACAUGUUGCCUAUAUAACCACAAGUAGCUCUCUGAGGAUUCUGGAAUCAAUUUAGUCCCUCCCUUGCCCACAAAACAAAGAUGGUUGUUUGGGGGCGGGGAUUAACACCGGAAGCAGAUGGCUGCAGAGGAGGCCUAAGGUUCUCCCCUAGCUCUGUUCAGCCACUAUCAGCAGGUAAAGUGGUCUCAUGGUUGGGACCAGGUGCAUGGUCACCAUCAGUGUGGAGGUAGGCACAGCAUAAGGAUAUUUCACCAAGGAGAGAAACCGUGUAUUACUGUGAACAUGGGUUGGAGGGCAUCAGUGAUCAUGUGUUCGUGUUGAGGAUUUGCCUGAGAGAGUGAACUGCGGCUCCUCUUGUCUUAUCUUCUCUAGUUUCUUCAACGCUUGUGGCUCCUUCUCAAGAGACUUGUAACUAUCUGGUCUUCAAAUGUCCCUGUGUUCCUUUUAACUAAAUAAAAAGUUCUUGUUUCUGAAGAAUGA